AUGCAACCUGCUCCCGUCCCCCGCCCAUCGGGCGGUCGCGCCCGUGCAGCAGUGGAUCUUCACAGUCCUCAGCCUGCCGUGGAGGCAGCGCCAGCCGCACCUCCUGUCCUGCCCUUCCGUGUGGGCCAUGGCUGGGACCUGCACCGACUGGAGCCGGGGUACCCUCUGAUCAUCGGCGGCAUCGACAUCCCUCACGACAGGGGCUGCGUCGCCCACUCCGAUGGCGAUGUGCUGCUUCACACGGUAACCGACGCCAUCCUGGGGGCCCUGAGCCUGCCUGACAUCGGCCAGCUCUUCCCCGACACCGACCCGCAGUGGCGAGGCGCGCGCAGCGACAUCUUUCUGAGGGAGAGCGUGCGGCUGAUGGGCGAGCACGGCUACUCCCUGGGCAACAUCGACUGCACCAUCGUGGCGCAGCGCCCCAAGCUCUCGCCGCACAAGGAGACCAUCCGGGCCGCGCUCUGCUCGCUCCUGGGGGCGCACCCCUCAGUCGUCAACAUCAAGGCCAAAACGCACGAGAAGGUGGAUAGUUUGGGCGAGAACCGGAGCAUCGCCUGCCAUGCUGUGGUCAUGCUGUACCGACGAGACGAUGCCAAGCCGGCGCCUGCCUGA
This is a messenger RNA of Auxenochlorella protothecoides, 612 nucleotides long. Its product is annotated as 2-C-methyl-D-erythritol 2,4-cyclodiphosphate synthase, chloroplastic. Gene Ontology annotation, molecular function: 2-C-methyl-D-erythritol 2,4-cyclodiphosphate synthase activity. Bases 1 to 612 code for a protein of 203 amino acids. Gene Ontology annotation, biological process: terpenoid biosynthetic process. The record is from RefSeq and is a predicted model, not a curated record. NCBI's taxonomy places the organism in Eukaryota, Viridiplantae, Chlorophyta, Trebouxiophyceae, Chlorellales, Chlorellaceae. The transcript is spliced from 4 exons.